This is a messenger RNA of Morus notabilis, 1013 nucleotides long. Its product is annotated as transmembrane ascorbate ferrireductase 1. Lineage: Eukaryota; Viridiplantae; Streptophyta; Magnoliopsida; Rosales; Moraceae. The transcript has 4 exons. Gene Ontology annotation, molecular function: oxidoreductase activity. The coding region runs from base 135 to 830 and encodes 231 amino acids. The record is from RefSeq and is a predicted model, not a curated record.
UUUUUUUUAAGUCUUUCGUCCCAUAUUGCCUAAGACUUGUAUUAAUUUCAGUUGAGCUUGUUUUGAAAGGUAGAGCAAAUUUUUUUUAAAAAAAAAGGAGAGAAACGACACAAGAAGAAGAAAGGGAAGAGAUCAUGGCGUUAAAGGUGCCGGCUGCGCCGUUCACUUUCGUGGUACACGCGCUGGGGCUGGUGGGUUUGAUUCUUGUUCUGGUUUGGACCAUUCACUUCAGAGGUGGCUUCGCUUGGGAAGACUCCAACAAGAACCUCAUCUUCAACCUCCACCCUCUUCUCAUGCUAAUUGGCUUCAUUGUCUUGGGAGGUGAAGCUAUUAUUAGUUAUAAAUCACUUCCAUUGAGUAAAGACGUGAAGAAAUUAAUACACCUGGUUCUGCAUGCCAUUGCAUUAGUACUGGGCAUUGUGGGGAUAUACACAGCAUUCAAGUACCACAAUGAGAGUGGGAUUGCAAAUCUCUACAGUUUGCACUCUUGGCUUGGCAUUGGUGUUAUCGUACUCUAUGCUAUUCAGUGGCUCUAUGGAUUCUUGACCUUCUUCUUCCCCGGAGGUUCUGCUUACCUUAGGAGUGAGUCUCUCCCAUGGCAUGUGGUGUUUGGGAUUUUUAUCUACGUAUUGGCUGUGACCACGGCGACAUUGGGCUUUUUGGAGAAGCUCACUUUCCUUCAGAACUCGGGCCUUGCCAAAUAUGGAUCCGAGGCCUUCCUUGUCAACUUCACUGCUAUUCUCACUGUCUUAUUCGGAACCUUUGUUCUAUUAUCUGUUGCUUCUCAGGGUCCAUCGUCUGCUGAUGACUAUAGCUAUUCAGCUAUUUGAGAAUAAUAUAUAUAUAUAUAUAUGUAUAAUAUACUUUAUGCAUUUUGUCUUGUCUGUGAGACUUUAAUUCCCAGUUUCAACUAGCUAGACAAAUGUAAUGUGGAUAUAUAUUUGUUACUUUUGAAUUUGUAAGCUGGACAUGAUGUGAUUAUAUAUACGGAAAUAGUAGAAAAUAGGUCAAUA